AUGUCUGUCUCGUUUACGCGGUCCUUUCCUAGGGCCUUCAUAAGGUCAUAUGGCACCGUCCAGUCGUCGCCCACGGCCGCUUCCUUUGCGAGCAGAAUCCCCCCGGCUCUCCAGGAGGCUGUUGCAGCCACUGCCCCGCGCACCAAUUGGACUCGCGAUGAAGUCCAGCAGAUUUACGAGACCCCGUUGAAUCAAUUAACCUACGCUGCUGCCGCUGUCCACCGCCGCUUUCAUGACCCGUCCGCAAUCCAAAUGUGCACGUUGAUGAACAUCAAGACCGGUGGAUGCAGUGAAGAUUGCUCCUACUGUGCACAGUCUUCUCGGUACAGCACUGGCCUCAAGGCCACCAAAAUGAGCCCCGUCGACGACGUCCUCGAGAAGGCGAGGAUUGCCAAAGCGAACGGGAGCACGCGUUUCUGUAUGGGAGCGGCGUGGCGUGAUAUGCGGGGUCGUAAGACGAGUUUGAAGAAUGUCAAGCAGAUGGUAUCUGGCGUUCGGGAAAUGGGAAUGGAAGUCUGCGUCACACUAGGCAUGAUUGAUGCUGAUCAGGCUAAGGAGCUGAAAGAUGCCGGCCUGACAGCCUACAACCACAACCUCGAUACUUCGCGCGAAUUCUACCCCACAAUCAUCACAACCCGAUCGUACGACGAACGACUAAAGACCUUGUCUCAUGUCCGUGAUGCGGGCAUUAACGUCUGCUCUGGUGGUAUUCUAGGUCUUGGUGAGGCUGACUCUGACCGCAUCGGCCUCAUCCACACGGUUUCGUCACUUCCCUCGCACCCGGAGUCUUUUCCCGUCAACGCCUUGGUUCCAAUCAAGGGUACCCCGUUGGGUGACAGGAAAAUGAUCUCUUUCGAUAAGCUCCUCCGCACUGUCGCGACUGCACGGAUCGUCCUUCCCGCAACCAUCGUCCGCCUCGCCGCCGGCCGCAUUUCUCUCACAGAGGAGCAGCAGGUUGCCUGCUUCAUGGCUGGUGCAAACGCUGUCUUCACUGGAGAGAAGAUGUUGACUACUGACUGCAACGGCUGGGACGAGGACCGCGCCAUGUUUGACCGAUGGGGCUUCUACCCCAUGCGCAGCUUUGAGAAAGAGACUAACGCUGCCACCCCCCAGCAGCAUGUUGACUCUGUUGCUCACGAGUCCGAGAAGAACCCCGCUGCGCCGGCCGCAGAAGCCCUAUGA
Messenger RNA from Aspergillus nidulans FGSC A4, 1182 nucleotides. RefSeq names its product biotin synthase. Bases 1 to 1182 code for a protein of 393 amino acids. Lineage: Eukaryota; Fungi; Ascomycota; Eurotiomycetes; Eurotiales; Aspergillaceae. The record is from RefSeq and is a predicted model, not a curated record. The transcript is spliced from 2 exons.